AAUUGGUUUAAGUUUAUUUUUUACUCUAGUUUCAUCAAGUGCAAUCAUGGAAGAUCUUGCAAUCGUUCGAAUCUGUAAUGCCACUGAUUCUGUUGACAUAAGUAUUCUCAAUGAUUAUAUGCUUAAUCAUGAUUUUAAUACUCUCGAAAAUCAUCAACUCCGUCAAUUAUCAUGUUUUUUGCUUUGCAUUUAUUCCGAGUAUAAUUGGAUGGAUCAUCAUGGCAGUUUUAAAAUCCACAAUAUUAAAUCUUGGAUGCAUAGAGCAAAAUUACCGACAGAUCACAUUGAAAUUCUUUUAAAAAGAUGCAUAACAUCAGAAUUGACAGACCCUUGUACUCGAGCACGUCAUUUUACCGAAUGUUUUUGGUCAAAUCAUCAGGGUAUUGUGAAUGUCAAUCAUCGUCAUACACUUCACUCAAUAAUUAGAAAAAAAGAUGCCGAAUAGUCCUGGAUAUGAAUUUUAAUAAAAUAAUUCAUUUGAAAUAUUUUAUUCAAUUAAUGAAAAUUCAAUUGUAGCUGCGACGACGUUUGUAACAUUUGUACAUUCUUUGUAUUUUUUGAAUGUCACGAUUACUGAAACCCUCACGUUGUCCAAGAUUUGUUAUUGAUUUUAUCUGGAAAAUUUUUCCAAUGAAAUCCAAUAGACCAUUAUCUUCCUGAUUGAAGGUGCAAUUAUAAUAAGAAAAUUUUGUUUGUGCAUGUGAAUAGUAAAUAAUUAAGCUACUUUUUUUUUGUUUAAAUAAAAUAAAAAUAAAAUGAAUUAUU
Molecule: messenger RNA, 765 nt
Organism: Aphidius gifuensis
Lineage: Eukaryota; Metazoa; Arthropoda; Insecta; Hymenoptera; Braconidae
Exons: 6
Coding region: 47-445 (132 amino acids)
Molecular function (GO): odorant binding
Source: RefSeq, a predicted model, not a curated record